AUGGCUGGCCUCAACGUCUCCAUUGCUUUCUUUUUCCUGGCUAUUGGGCUGUGCCAGGCACUCAGGUGGAUCUCCAAGAGGCUUCUGUCUCCUGGAGUAUAUGGCUGCCUGGCCAGAGAACUUGCUGGCUCUUUGCAGCUGUGCACGAGCUGCCUCGAGCUGAGGAUGCUGAUGGAUAUUGGUCCCUGGGGCGGUGGAUUUGGCCUGGACGUGGUCCUGACUCUGCUUUUCCUCCUGUUCGCGGUGCACAACGCAUCCUUAGAUGGAGCAUCUGCCAACCCAACCGUCUCCCUGCAGGAGUUCCUGCUCCUGGAGUCCACCCCAGCACCCACAGCUGCCAAGCUGCUGGCCCAGGCCGUGGGCAUGGGGCUGGGCUGGGCUGUCACCAAGCUGUACUGGUCCUGGGAGCUGACACAGUUCCACUUCAUCCAGAACCUGAUCGCGUCGGAGUGCAGCUCCUCCAUCCACACCUCCCUGCCCCACGCUGCCUUCGUGGAGGGCUCCUGCUCCUUCCUCUUCCACCUUGUGCUCCUCAGGUCACGCCAGAGCCACCCCAUGUACCGCAUCCCUGCGCUGGCAGCCACUGCCACCUUCCUGACCUACGCAGCUGGGCCAUUCACAGGGGCCUUCUUCAAUGCUGCCCUGGCCACAGCCACCACCUUCCACUGCUCAGGGAACAGCUUCUGGGACUACGUCCAGGUGUACUGGCUGGGGCCUCUAGCAGGGAUGCUCACUGCCCUCCUGCUGUACCACGGCAACAUCCCACGCCUCUUCCAGAGA
Molecule: messenger RNA, 780 nt
Organism: Acanthisitta chloris (rifleman)
Lineage: Eukaryota; Metazoa; Chordata; Aves; Passeriformes; Acanthisittidae
Product: aquaporin-12-like
Exons: 3
Biological process (GO): transmembrane transport
Cellular component (GO): cytoplasm; membrane
Molecular function (GO): channel activity
Source: RefSeq, a predicted model, not a curated record